AUGCAAAUUAAUCCAAUGGAAAAAUCAUCCUUUGUGCAAACCAGAAUUUUCCCACCAAAACCUACAAUUUUUAGUCUAGAAAAAAAUGAUGAUUUCUUAAAUACACAUAAUGAAGGCUUUUUAAUUUUAUCCUAUUGUUUUGCCAUAUCCCUCUUUAUGUAUAUUGUGCUUAAAAAUCUGUAUUAUUUGUACAUUUUUAAGAGGACACGAAUAAAAAUCAUCGAAUCAUUAAAUAAUGAUAACAAUGUAGAAAAUGAGAUAGAAGAAAUGAAAAGGGUAAAAAAUUUAAUUAUGGAACAAGUAAUACAUGAAUUAAUGAGAAAAAGUAUUAUUUCAAAAAGAAGGACAAGAAAAGAUAUAGAAACUGAUUUAUCACAAAAUGUGAGAAAUGAAGAUAUGAACUUAAAAGAAAAUGAAAUAGAAAUGACUCAAGUAGAAACCUUAAAACAUUUAAUACAUAAUAAUUUAUUAACGGAAUUUCAUGACACAAAAGAAAAAAAUUUGGAAUCUUUUAUAAAAUUCUUACAACAACUUAUGACAUUAGAAAAGAAUGAAAAAGAAUUUUCUAACAAUAUAUUAGUAAAAGAUCUAAUGGAUUAUAUAAUAAAUAUAGGGAAAAAAGAAAUACAAAAAUCAAAUACACAAUUGUCUCAAAAUUCUUCACAAAAUUAUAUACCUUCAAAUGAAAAUGACAUAUAUAUAUUUCAAAUUCAGGUUAUAAAAGAAUUAUUAAAAAAUAAUAUUAUUAUUACACAUUCAAAUGAUGGAAAACAAUUAGACGAUGAAAUAAUAACAAAAAUAUUAGAAGAAAGUUUAAUGUCACAAGCAAAUGUAGUCGAAUAUUUUUAUAUAGAAAUGAUAAAAAAUAUAUUAGGUAAUGAUUAUAAUGAACUAAAUAAUAUAAGUUAUACUCAUGAUGAUUUGUAUUUACAAAAAUAUGAAAAAGAAUUAAUCAAAAAGAAAUUAUCACAAUAUGCAUAUAAAAAUAUGAAUACAAAACAAAAUAAUAAAUAUGUACAAGAUAAAACAGUCAAUAAACAUAUACAUAAAAAUCAAAUUGAACAAAAUGAAAAUACUACAAAUUUAAUAGAAAAAGAAAACACAUUUGAAAAAACUAAUAAAUUCGACAAUAAUGGAAUGAUACAAAAUAAUAUACCCAUACAAAAUGAAACCAAUGAUGAAUCUAUGAAAAAUAUAAUACAACAUAAGGAACUCUUAAAGAAUCAUGAUAAAGAAAAUAAAAAUGAAGAAAUAGAAAACAUGAAUCAACAUAAAAAAGAAGAAUGCAAUUAUAAUGAUAAAAAAAAUGUAACGGAACAUUCAAAAAAAUCACGUAAAAAUUUUAAAAGAAAAUGUAUGAAAAAAAGGGAUAUAAGACAUUUGUAUCAAAUUGACAAAUUGCAAGAUAAAAUUUUAAAAAAUUUAAUGGGACAAGAUUCUAUUGAAUCAGACUCGAAAAACAACGAUAUACAACAAUUAGAAGAACAAAAAAGUGAUAUACAAAAUGAAAAAUUAAAUACAUCAAACGAACAAGAGGAAACAAGAAAUACAAACAAUGAACAUAAAGAAAAUGAAGUAAACAUGGACCAAAAUAAUAUGAAGUUAAAUAUAUAUAAUUUAAAUAAUCAAGACAUACAAAAUCAUUAUGAUAAAAAUGUUAAGGAAAAAUUAGAAGAAGAAAAUAUUUUAUCGGAUAAUAUUAUAAAACCAGAAGGAAGUAUGGCGUCCGAAGGUAGCUAUUCAUCCUAUGAAUCUAUAUACCCGUAUGGAAGUAUGGCUGCAGAAGGUAGCUAUUCAUCAUAUGAUUCUAUAUAUCCCGAGGGAAGUAUGGAUACAGAAGGUAGCUAUUCAUCAUAUGAAUCUAUAUAUCCAGAUGGAAGUAUGGCUGCAGAAGGUAGCUAUACAUCAUAUGAUUCUAUAAAUCCAGAGGAAAGUGUGACUCCUGAAGGGAACAAUUCAACAUCUGAAACUAUAAAAGAAGAAGAUAAUAUGACAUCACAAAAUAAUUAUUCAUCAAAUGGAAGUUAUAAUAGUGAAGAAGAUAAAGACAAUAUGGAUAAAAUUAAAAUGUAUGAUGAAAUAAUACAAAAUGGAUUAAUAGAUAGAAUAAAUAAACCCAGAACUUUUGAGAAAAAAAUUGAAAAAUGUAGACGUUAUAGUAUCUUAACAAAUAGAGAAAAUAGAACAUAUUUAUCAAAUUGGAAUAAUGAAAAAAUCGAUAUAAAGGAAUAUGAAAAUAAAUCAGAAGAAGAAUUAGAACAAUGGAAAAAUAAACAAUGGGAAGAUUGGAAAGUUUAUUUGGAAAAACAAUGGAGCGUGUGGUUAGAAAUAAGUGAAAAUGAUAAAAUCGAAUGGUUGGAAGACAAAGAAAGAGAAUUCAGAAGUUACAUAAAAUAUAUUUAUAAUAUCUGGUUUAAAUGGUUAAAAAAAAGGAAAGGUGAACUUACUGGUGAACAAAAACCAUGGAUGACAUGGAAUGAACAAGAAUGGGAAACAUUUUUUGAAACAAGAUAUAAAAAGCAAUUUUUAGAUGAAUGGUAUGAUAUGUUAAAAUAUAUGGAUAAAAUUUUAAAUAUAAGAAAGUAUACAUUAUGGAAUAAAUGGAAAGGGAAAAAACUCACACAAUGGUUAAUGCAAGAUUGGAAACUUAUAGAAGAUGAUGAAUGGGAAAAAUAUGAAGAAGAUAAAAGUUGGUCAAAACGUUUUGAUAUGAAAAAAAAAAAUGAAUGGAAAAAAUGGAGAAACAGAAUUUUUAAAGAAUAUAUCGAAUGGAAAGAAUGGAUAUAUUAUAAAGGUCAAAGUGCUAAUGUUUCAGAUGUGAGCUAUUGGGAAGAAUGGAAAGAAAAGAAAACAAACGAAUUAAAGGAAUGGCUUGACGCAUUGACAAAACAAUGGAUGCUUCAAGGAAAAUGGAAGGAAUUAAUUAGAAACCAAGAAUAA
Plasmodium falciparum 3D7 is the source of this 2940-nucleotide messenger RNA. RefSeq names its product tryptophan/threonine-rich antigen family protein (gene PArt). The record is from RefSeq and is a predicted model, not a curated record. Lineage: Eukaryota; Apicomplexa; Aconoidasida; Haemosporida; Plasmodiidae.